AUGGACGAACCUCUCCAGCAGUGGCGAGACCAACGGGAAACGGGAGAGAGACACCGGAAACCUACCAUUUGUUUUUUGGUGAGGUUUGACGCCGCUCCGUUGGAGGCUGCCGACGGCGUGUUUCGCGGCGCUCAGGCAUUUCGAUCCCCUUCGGAGAUUGUGGUGCCGUUGAAGAUGGCACUUGAAGAGGCCUCUUUGACUGCUUUACAGUCUGACUUCAUGUCUCGCACAUUCCGUCGAUUUCCACAGCUCUCGAAUCGUACUGUGGAAGCCUUUUUCGUUAGUGCUGAGGAACAUUUUAUGGCGUCGAGCACAGGCUUGAGCCGCCCGUACUUGUUGCGUCUAGAUGCGUGCAUGAACGGGGAUGAUACACUGGAUAGCUUUUUUACCCCUGUAGCUACAAAUGCUCCUAUUGUGUAUGAAGUCAUUGCACACUGGGCCCCUGAAAAACUGACGGACACCGUCUCCAGUCACAUCACCUUGGAGGGAGAAGAAGAAGAGGAGAAUGGAGACGCGUUACCCAGUGACACGGUCUUAGAGGAUACCAUUCCGGCACCUGUUGUUUACCCUUUUGCACAUCGUUGCACCUAUGCGAGAUUGAUACCAAUUCAGCCAGAGACUCCGGUCACAGAUGGUUCUACGAUUGAUGAAGUGAAGGCAGAAGCCCCUCCUAUUCUCAACGCCAUGAGGAGGAAAGAAGCCGCACGAAUGGCGCGACGGGAGAUGGAAUUUGUGGAGGGCACUGAACGAAGGAAACUUCUUGAGGAAGAGCAUAGCGCACGCGGUGCGGUUGCUGAAUUAGAAGAAGAGAGCCGAAUACGAACAGUAACACUGCUUCGUUUGAUGUAUGAUGACGUUCCGGAAUGUGGCGUCAAUUACAUUCAAUCACUUGCACCAAGACAGCGCUACCCGGUGGACACGUUGCCGCUCGCUCCCUUUCCGAGUUCAGUGUAUAUGAAGGGAUUAUCGAAGUGUGCGGAAGAAACUGCCCGGCUUUCUCAUGUCUUUGCGACAACCGGGAUAUCUGGCUCGGCGGCGGCCGCCACCAAACGUGAAGAUACUUUGGUUACACCUGUUCCGGCUGAUAAAUUAAACACCGAAAAAAUUCAAGAAGAAACCCAGGAGGCUAUUCCGUGUUCCGACACCGGGGAAGAACUCGUCCGGCACUAUGCCGAUUUGCGCCGCGACUUAUUAUUAUGGGAGCGUACGACGUUUCGGGCUCUUACGACGGAAAUGCGUCGCAUUCUUGAAAAACAGAAAAAAAUAGAUGAGGAAAUUGUGCAAGGGGCUUUUUUGGAGGAGGUGGAAAACGCAUCUAUACUUGACUUUGACAGCUAUGCACAUCAUUACAGCCAUGAACAUCUUCUUGAGGGGCGCAGCGACACUCCGGACACGGUGACAAAUUACAUUCCUGGUGAAUGCAAGGGUUCAAGCCAUGUGGCGUCUCUCGUCUUCAAGCGACCUACAGAAUCGCCUAAGUUUCCAGCGGCGCAGAAGGAGGUGGAGACCACUGCAGGAGCUGAGGUGGGGGCAACCCCCACAACUUUAUCUUUACCAGGGGCUAUUGGAACACCUUCUCUUUCUCUGCCAAGACCACGUUCUCCUCGUUCCCUUUUGGCGGAAGAGAAGCAGUUUCGUGAGGCACUGGAGCGAAGCAAAGCGCGCGCCAAGGCGGCUUUGGAAGCUAUUGCCCUUGUUGACAGGCACUGGCAUGAGCCUGUUGCGUUUAAGCUUGCGAAGCAUCGACUUUUGCUUGAUGAGAAGGGGUCGAGAAAUGCGAUCCUUGCAGAGGAGAUGGAGAGCUGGGAGAAUCAUGUUAAAGAAGUCAAAAAAGUAGAAAUAGGUUGGGUAAUGAAAGCCAUUUCUGCUCGAAAGCAUCUUUUUGGUCCAGUUAUUGGGGAGGAAGAAAAGUUUAGAGCAGAUCUUGACGAGCAACAAGAGCGGCAUUUUGCAAUGCUUCUUUCCUUGUAUUAUCUGGGCAUGGAGAGAUAA
Trypanosoma cruzi is the source of this 1992-nucleotide messenger RNA. RefSeq lists its product as uncharacterized. The transcript has a single exon. Bases 1 to 1992 code for a protein of 663 amino acids. Lineage: Eukaryota; Euglenozoa; Kinetoplastea; Trypanosomatida; Trypanosomatidae. The record is from RefSeq and is a predicted model, not a curated record.